AUGAGGCGCUCGAAGUCUCCAAGGUUGUCUCUUUGCUCUGUCUCCGAAAAAAUUCUCGUUUCAACGGUAACUUGGAAUUAUUUUCAAAAUCCUUCCAUCAAAAACCCAAAAAGAACCAACUCUCUGUUUUUUUUUUCCUCCGACAAUCGCCAGAAGCGACAAAGACAAGAGCGAUUCCGAGCAGAAGCUUCCGCUUUUAAAUUCUUCGGUUUCAAUGGAGAGAAUCCACACGACGGCGACGAGGAAGCUGAAAUGGCAAGCAGUGCCGUCGACGCCGAGGAUCCUUCAUCUUCCACGUCGGUUUACUGUUCGUCAAAAUUCUCCAAAGACGAAGACGCCGUUACCCUCGUCUCAGAAGGAUGAGCGACAGAGACUGGAGGUUCUGUUCGAGCAGGAGAGGUCGUUUGAUCGCAGGAGACCUCCGCCGGCGAUCGUUGUGGUGAAUGAUGCGCCGGAGGGGAGGGCAAGGGGUGGUGGGUUUCCAGCGGCGGAGGCGGAGGCGGCUAAGUGGAGGUUUCAGGCGGAGAUGUUGAGAGCAGAGUGUAAUUUGCUGAGGAUGGAGAAGGAGAUUGCGGUGAAGAAGAUGGAGAGGAGGAGGGAGAAGAUGGAGAAGACGCUGAGAUGGGCUGUUCAUAGUCUUCUCUUCGGAAAGCAGGAAAUUUCAGAAGGGAAGAAUGCGAACAAGGUUCUGGAGCAGGAGAUAAACUACCUAGUUGGGAAACUGCACGAGUUAUCGAAACCCCCAAAGAUUAAGGAGACGAUGGAGGGUAGAGCCUGCAGACAUAAUUUCGAUGAACAAGCUUCUGUUUUGAGGAGAAGACUGGAGAAACUCGACGAGGUUUCGGAAGAGAUGUGCGUAAAAGAGAUUCGGGAAAUGGCAGAAGCGAGCUUCUCUGUUCAUCCCACUCCUCCAGUUGACCACCAUUUUCUUCCAACCAUUAACGUCAAUGAGGGAGAUAAUAAAGGAUGUUCGAGACAUUGCCAAGCAAUCGUGAGGAGGAUCGCGGAGGAAAUAAGGGCCGAGGCAGAGCAAUGGUCUCAGAUGCAAGAGAUGUUAGGACAAGUGCGAGAAAUGAUGGACGAACUUCAGGCUUCUCGAGAUUUCUGGCAAGAUCGUGCCCUCGUUUCCGACUCUCAGAUUCAAAAACUACGUUCCACGGCUCAAGAAUGGAGGAAAAGGGCGACCUGUUCCGAGGCAAAGGCGAAAUGUCUCGAAGAAGAGGUUCGAUCUUUACGUGGUGAGCUCGAAAGAACGAGGAGAGAUCACAGCACCUCAGGAAUAGAGAUCGAUAGAUUGCCGUCUGAAACAGAGAAGAGGGUUUUGAUUUGUCGAUUGAAGGAAAACCGACAUACCGACUACGACGAUAAUCGGUCCAAAUACGAAUCGAUUCAUAGAGCAGGAGGAGACGGAGGAGGAAGAAGAAGAACAAGAACAGAGACUUCUUCACGUUCAAGAAUGCCCCUUCGAGAUAUCAGAAACCGUUCUUAGUUCACCAAGAGCUGUCUUGUAACAGAAUACAUAAACUGCCAUUAUGACAUUUCGUGAUAUA
Molecule: messenger RNA, 1550 nt
Organism: Tarenaya hassleriana
Lineage: Eukaryota; Viridiplantae; Streptophyta; Magnoliopsida; Brassicales; Cleomaceae
Product: E3 ubiquitin-protein ligase bre-1
Exons: 4
Coding region: 215-1489 (424 amino acids)
Source: RefSeq, a predicted model, not a curated record